AUCACAUGCACAUAGCACAUUGCUGCUGGUCUGCUAUUGAGACCACACCCCCUACAGGCACUGUGCAUUCCUCCAUCACAUGCACAGAUGAUUUCUAGAAGACUGGACCACACUUUUGAGCCCAAAGCACAAGACUAUUGAAGCCACACAUUUGAGCCUGUGGACUACACAAAGUGAAAAAAAUGCCACGUGCGCUAUCCGAUGUGUGGAGACAUUUCACACCAGCUAAUGUUCAAGGGAGGUCUGUGUAUAUGUGUAAAUAUUGUGAUAAGACAUAUGUGAAGAAUGCCACAAAAAUGCAGCAGCAUAUUGCAAAGUGCAAACAAAUUCCUCAAGGCCCAAAACAUGCAGCAGACAGGAGUUCCACUCCAGGGGAAAAUGAAUCUGUUUCAGCUGUAUCAGAGUCAGAUACCCUCUCAUCAGCUCCUGGUCCCUCUGGCAUCAGAGGAUUCUUUGAUUUUAUGGAUGAACCUAGCCAGAGAAAAGCAGAUGAGUGUUUCGCUCGUGCAGUCUAUGCAACUGGCUCACCCCUGAUCCUGCCAUCCAAUGUGUACUGGAAGACGUUUUUGAAUGUUCUCCAACCAGCAUACACCCCCCCAACCAGACAUGCGCUGUCUACUAAUUUGCUGGAUGAUGAGUUCAACAGAGUGCAAACAAAGGUCAAGCAAACCAUUGACAAAGCAGACUGUAUUUCAGUCAUCUCUGAUGGAUGGUCAAAUAUCCGGGGACAAGGAAUUAUCAACUACAUUGUCACCACUCCUCAACCUGUAUUCUACAAGAGUGUAGACACAAAGGACAACAGACACACAGGCCAAUACAUUGCUGAUGAGCUGAAAGUGAUCAUCAAUGACCUUGGACCAGAGAAGGUUUUUGCACUGGUCACUGACAAUGCAGCCAACAUGAAGGUUGCCUGGGCACAUGUGGAGGAGACCUACCCUCAUAUAACAACUAUUGGCUGUGCUGCCCAUACACUCAAUCUUCUCCUAAAAGAUAUAAUGGCAUUGAAAACAAUGGACACUCUGUACAAGAGAGCGAAGCAAAUUGUGAAAUAUGUGAAGGGCAAACAAGUAGCUUCAGCUACGUAUCUGUCAAAGCAAAAGGAAAAGAACAUGAGUACUACACUGAAGCUCCCCAGCAUCACACGAUGGGGUGGCGUUGUCAUCAUGUAUGAUAGCCUUCUGGAGGGAAAGGAGUCUCUGCAAGAGAUGGCCAUAUCCCAGACUGCAGGCAUGUUAGAUGAUGUGUUCUGGGAAGGAGUGUCUAGCAGUCUGAAAAUCCUCAAACCAAUUGCAGCAGCAAUAGCGAUGAUAGUGGGUGAUGGUGCCAUCUUAUCGGAUGUCCAGUGUCUUUUUGCAGAACUCAAAGAAGAAAUCCAGACGGUCCUGCCCACUUCCCUACUACUGAAAGCAGAGGAAACUGCUGUGGUAAAGUCAUUGGAAAAGCGGCGGGAGUUCUGCAUGAAGCCGGUGCAUGCAGCAGCGUACAUGCUGGACCCAAAAUAUGACAUGGGCAUACUUUCUGGGGAAGAGAUUAACGGUGCCUACGCGGUCAUUACAGCCAUGUCUGACCACCUGGGUCUUGAUAAAGGCAAAGUUCUAGGCAGUUUGGCGAAGUAUCGAACAAAGCAAGGCCUUUGGGAAGGGGAUGGAAUCUGGCAGGCAUGCCAGCACAUAUCUGCAGCCACCUGGUGGAAGGGACUUUGUGGAUCUGAGGCCCUUGCACCUGUAGCCUCCAUCAUCCUCCAAAUCCCACCAUCAUCAGCCGCCUCCGAGCGCAACUGGUCACUGUUUGGGAACACACACACAAAGGUUCGCAACAGGCUCACAAAUGUGAGAGUGGAAAAACUGGUUGGCAUUCGGGCAAACCUAAGGCUCUUUGAGCCGGACACAGAGCCAUCCUCAACAAGGCUGGACAGUGACCCUGAAGAGGAAGACUCAGAGUUGGAUGUUGAUGAGGCCCAGGAAGAGCCCAUUGACUGAAAGGGUUUAGCAAAAAUGCAGAGGAUUGCUUGAAGGAAGAUUUGCAUGUUGAAUGGGACAUUUUGGAGGGAGAGGGGCUCUUUUCAUUUCACAUUUUGAAUGGGACAUUUUGGAGGGAGAGGGGCUCUUUUCAUUUCACAUUUUGAAUGGGACUUUGUGGGCUUUUUUGGAUGGGGGGUGCAUUUUUGUUCAUUUU
Trematomus bernacchii (emerald rockcod) is the source of this 2175-nucleotide messenger RNA. RefSeq lists its product as uncharacterized. The record is from RefSeq and is a predicted model, not a curated record. Bases 183 to 1979 code for a protein of 598 amino acids. Gene Ontology annotation, molecular function: DNA binding; protein dimerization activity. Lineage: Eukaryota; Metazoa; Chordata; Actinopteri; Perciformes; Nototheniidae. The transcript has 2 exons.